Capsicum annuum is the source of this 797-nucleotide messenger RNA. Its product is annotated as kirola. The coding region runs from base 130 to 576 and encodes 148 amino acids. Lineage: Eukaryota; Viridiplantae; Streptophyta; Magnoliopsida; Solanales; Solanaceae. The record is from RefSeq and is a predicted model, not a curated record. Gene Ontology annotation, biological process: defense response. The transcript has 2 exons.
ACGAGAAACAUGAUAUAUAUGUCGUAGUUAAAAUUCUCUACCAAUUAAAAUCAAUAUAAACACUAUGACUUGUGAACAUUUUCUCACCACCUUCUUUCCAUAACAUUCAGCUCUAGUGAACAAGAAAAUAUGGGGGUGAAAGGCAAGUUGAUCGGUUCAGUUGAGGUCAAAUGUGGAGGACACUUGGUUCAUGAUAUUUUUCACACUAAUACUCAUCAAAUACCCAACAUAUGCCGUGGUAAGAUCAAGCAUUUUGAGAUUCAUGAAGGUGGAACCAUAAAGGCUGGUUCGGUAGUUAGUUGGAAAUAUAAUGAUGAUGGAAAAGAUAAGAUCGCUAAGCAAGUGAUUGAAGCCGUUGAUCCUCAGAAGAAAUCAAUAACUUGGAAAGUAGUUGGAGGAGAUUUGUUAGAGCUGUACAAUUCCUUCACUACUAUUAUAUCAUGUGAUCACCAAUGGGCUACAUGGACAUUUGUGUACGAGAAGAAAACUGAAGAAACUCCAGAGCCUCUUGUUCUUUUGGGUUUUGCCCUUGAUCUGAUCAAAGAUAUAGAGGGUCAUCACCUUCUCAAGAAAUGAAAUAUCUAUGCUAUUUGGUGGAAAUAAAAACAUGCAUAUACAUAUAUAUAUAUGCAUGAUUUUAUGCAUACUUAUAUGUUUGUCUGUAUAAUUAAAUUUGGCUAUAUUGGCUAGUUCUUGCUGGCAUAUGAAAUAAAUAAUGUUGUGUAUGAAGCUAUAUUUACCUCCUACGGUUGUAUUUCUGAUACUCAAUAGAAGUAAGAUAUUCUGAACUUUGCAAA